Messenger RNA from Sapajus apella (tufted capuchin), 1165 nucleotides. RefSeq names its product defensin beta 136 (gene DEFB136). The record is from RefSeq and is a predicted model, not a curated record. Lineage: Eukaryota; Metazoa; Chordata; Mammalia; Primates; Cebidae. Gene Ontology annotation, biological process: defense response to bacterium. The transcript is spliced from 8 exons. Bases 911 to 1147 code for a protein of 78 amino acids.
GGUUUCUCCGGACGGGGGCGGGGCCACGUAGCUUCCAGGAGAUUACGUCGUUUGCGUUAAGUUACCGGCGCGGGUGGCGAGGCAGUCAGGGGCCAACAUAUUCAGCUUGAGAUUAUUUGCUACAGAAAGAACACUCAGAACAUCGAAGUCAUCCCAGGAGUCAGCAGAGGCCCCUUACCAGAAGAUGUGCAGGGACUCCAUUUUACCUGGUGGGACAUAGGAGAGCAAGACAAGGACCACAAGGCCCAAGAGGACGCUCCUUGUGACCAUACCAAUCAGCAAAGAAGCAGCUUCGGUGACCGGGAGAGUGACGCUCUACGCAGCCUUGGCGAGACGGGGAGCUGCAUGGCUAGUGAACCUUUUGGAACAAGAACAUCUGCCUGCUCCACUGAGCAGUCCAAUCAGCAAAAGGAUGUUUGUGAUGUGGUCAAAAGAACACAUCUGUGAAAGACUCCUAAAGAACUGCGGAGCAGAAGAAAAUCAGCAAAGAGACUAGAGGACCUGGGUUUUGAAGAGCACAGAGAAAGAUGAAGCAUGCACAAGUGCACGAAGGGACUCUCCUGAGAACCACUUUCCAACCUGCAGCAAUAGAAUCUGCCUCCAGCCAGGCUUAAAUUAAGGCUGUGUUUCAUAACAUCCCGGCUCUGCACUCCUGAGUGCUCAGUCGUUCUCCAGAGGAAAGAAAAAGCAGAGCAGACGUUUUCACUGUCAUGUUUAUAUCAAGAAAAGGCAGCACUGAACAGCGCAGAAUUCCUCUUCCUGGAAUUCUGCAGAAGCCUGCGAUCUCAGUCUGCCCCUCCAGGAAGAGUGAGGCCAGCCACCAGCCCCACCCAGCUCAGCCCAGCCCAGCUCUAUAAAGGAGCCUCAGACAGCCGCUGCUGGAAGUUCCAGCCCUGUGCGCUCCUUGGCCAUGAACCUCUGUGUUUCUGCGUUGCUCCUCUUCCUGGCAAUCUUAUUGCCUUCAGGAAGAGGUAUGUUUGGGAACGAUGGAGUCAAAGUUCGCACCUGCACUAGCCAGAACGCCGUGUGCUUCCUCGGGUGUCCACCGGGAUAUACAUGGAUUGCAUUCUGCCACAAUAUUUUGUCUUGCUGUAGAAAUAUGACAAAGUUUCAACCCCCGCAAGCCAAAGAUCCAUGGUCUAAAUAAAAAGAUACGUGAAUGGUU